Messenger RNA from Cheilinus undulatus (humphead wrasse), 3532 nucleotides. RefSeq lists its product as uncharacterized. The coding region runs from base 1 to 1209 and encodes 402 amino acids. The transcript is spliced from 7 exons. NCBI's taxonomy places the organism in Eukaryota, Metazoa, Chordata, Actinopteri, Labriformes, Labridae. Gene Ontology annotation, molecular function: protein binding. The record is from RefSeq and is a predicted model, not a curated record.
AUGUCGAAGCACAGCCAGGGCACACUGGGCUGCGUGCCGCAGCGCAGCACUCUAGACUCACUUCCAGUGGGCGAGGUUGCUCACCUUUUGGUCACAGAAAACCUGCGGUGCCUCGGUGUGCCGCGUGCACGUUGUAUAUGGAAAUUUCAGGGUUUGUGGUUUUCAGAGCAAUGGAUUUUUACAAGAGCUUUUGAAAUCAUUUCGGCUUUCUCUCCAUCAGAGGCUGCUGUUUCUAUCCCACUUUUUAACACUGGGUUGAGUGGAUGUAACCUGUCAGAGAGAAGCUGUGAAGCUCUGUCUUCAGUCCUCAGCUCUCAGUCCUCCAGUCUGAGAGAGCUGGACCUGAGUAACAACGACCUGCAGGAUUCAGGAGUGAAACUGCUGUUCCGAGGACUGAGGAGUCCACACUGUAGACUGAAAAUUCUCAGGCUGUCAGGCUGUUUGAUCACAGAGGAAGGCUGUUCUGCUCUGGCCUCAGCUCUGAAUAUCAACCCCUUCCAUCUGAAAGAGCUGGACCUGAGCUACAACCAUCCAGGAGUCUCAGGAGUGAAGCUUCUGUCUGCUGGACUAGAGAAUCAACUCUGGAAACUGGACACUCUCAGGAUGGACCACGGUGGAGAGCUGAGGUUAAAACCUGGUCUGAAGAAGUAUUUCUGUGAACUCACACUGGACCCAAACACAACAAACACAUACCUCAGACUGUCUGAAAACAACAGAAAAGUGACAUAUGUAAAAGAGGAUCAGUCAUAUCCUGAUCAUCCAGACAGAUUUGACUUCUGGCCUCAGCUGAUGUGCGAAGAUGGUCUGACUGGUCGCUGUUACUGGGAGGUGGAGUGGGCAGGAUAUGUUUAUGUAUCAGUGAGUUACAGAGAAAUCAGAAGGAAAGAAAACAUGGAUAGUCUGUGUAAAUACAGUGAUCUGACCUGGAGUUUGUACUGCACUGACAUUGGUUUCUCUGUCUGUCACAAUGCCAGAAAACCCAUCCCUCAUCCUUCCUCAUCCUCUCACAGAGUAGCAGUGUAUCUCGACUUUCCUGCUGGCUCUCUGUCCUUCUACAGCGUCUCCUCUGACACUCUGACCCACCUCUACACCUUCAACACCACAUUUACUGAACCUCUCUAUCCUGGGUUUAAAUUUUGCUCAUAUCGUUCAUCAGUGUGUCUGUGCUCUCUGGAGGAGGUAGACUCCCCUCCUGUACACAAAUUCUAAAAAAACAGAAACAGCUGCUGGAACAAUAGUUAUGCUAGUGAACCAGUGAAGAGAUGGCUGUCUAAAUAAAAUCCUUCUGCCAUCCCAUCAUGCAAAACUAUUUCAAACUAAGGUUUUUGGCUGACAGCUGAGGGCAGCUCUACAAAUGGCUCUGUCCAUAUACUGACUGACUGACUGCGUAACUGAGUGAGUGAGCCUACUUCUACUUCCAAAGGCCUAACAUAACAGAGUUGCGUUUGCUUGGACUGAAUGCUGGCAGUGAUGGCUGCCUCCACUGUGUUAACUAGGCUCCAGUUAAAAUCAUGUAUGGCUCAUCCAUACAGCGAUGCUCUAUGGGCGGGGUUUACUUGUGCUGAAAGGCCUGUAAUGGCUGCCUCCCCUGCUCUAAAUACUCAAUAUAGCUUUAGCCUCUGUUAAACCAGAACUGGGCCACAUUUAUGUAUGACAAAGAAUAAAACAACCCUACAAGCUUUUCAUGUGGGGAAGGAUGUUUUCACUCCCCUGCUGAGCUGCUUUGGCAUGAUUUAGGGGGAAAAGGGAACUUGUGUGAAUGCUUGUGUGACCUACAGAAGAAAACAAAGGAAAGUACAAAGUCAAAACUGUGUAUUUGGAUUUAGCGAUCUCUCCUGGAGUCUGGGGUGCUCCAAUAAAGGUGUCUCUGUCUGGCACAAUAACAGAAAAACAGUCCUCCCUCUCUCCUGGUCCUCCUCCUCUGGUAGAGUAGCAGUGUAUGUGGACUGUCCUGCUGGCUCUCUGUCCUUCUACAGAGUCUCCUCUGACACUCUGAUCCACCUCUACACCUUCAACACCACAUUCACUGAACCUCUCUAUCCUGGGUUUAGGUUGUGGUAUUAUGGUUCCUCAGUGUCUCUGUGCUCUCUGGAGGAAGUAGAGUCUCCUCCUCUACACAAACACUAAAAACAGAAACAGCUGCUGGAACAAUAGUUGCUACUGUAGUGAACCAGCAAACAGGAUAUUUUCCGCAUUAACUUUCUCUUGACUUAUUGAACAAAACUAUUUCAAAGUGUUCAUAGAUCAUAUAAAAUCUGUUACAAAUUCAACUCCUAGUUUUAAUAAUGUUCAGUCAUCAAAACACAUUAUUUAGAUACCAUUUUAUUUUUGAGUCAUUCAUGGGAAUCAUUGUCACGAUCAUUUAUGGUGACUCUCAAAAGUCUGAUCAGACUAAUCAGGACCAAACAAACCUAGGGCUGCAAGCAGCACUGGAGGACCCUCGCACCCUGGAGCACUUACGGCUAUGUGGGAAUUGUUGGGUGUUAGCAAACCUGUUCGGUGACUUUCAUCACGUCAGAGAGAAACCUGUUAGUGAGACUCCUGACUACCAGGUUUUGGGGCCCCUAUGGGACCAUUUGUUUUUACCUCAGAUGAAUGGAAUCAACAGAAUGUGAAAUUUUUCACCAGGGUCUAACAAGCCGUGGAAUUUGGUGAGUUUUGGGCAUAAUAAGACCCCCCAAAACUCCCUCCUCUCCACCCUCCACAAACUUCAGUUAGUCCAAAAUUCUGCCGCCCACAUCAUUUCCAGAACCCCAUCCAGCAAUCACAUCACUCCAAUUCUUCAGCAGCUACAGUGGCUCCCAGUCAGCUACCGCAUUGAUUUUAAGAUUCUGCUCCUGACCUUUUAACAGGGUAUCUGUGGGGUCUUAAAAAGUCUAAAAUCCAGUAAUUUGAAUUUAAGGCCUUAAAAUGUCAAAAAUUCUCUUAAAAUCUCAUAAAAUGUAUUAAAUACGAUUUUAAGGGUCUUAAAAAUGUAUUAUUAAUGUAUUAUCAUAAUGAAAUCGCGGAAUUGGCCAAUAAAAAAAUAAAAUUUAAUACAGAAAUUGAAUGAAUUUGACUGAAAUGCUGUGUUUUUUUAGAAAGAGGAACGUAUAUCUAAGGAAUAUGUCCCCGGGGGAACACUAAAGUGGGGCACAACUUGUCCCUCACUCACCCCGCCCCCUCUUAAACAAUAACAGCAUGUCAAAGUGGCUACACAAAACACCGGCAAACAUCACGUAGUCCCAUACGGGCCAGUACUGUGGGACUUAAUGUUGCACCUUCAAGAAAACUCAUCCGUGCCUUGAGUUAUUUUACCUAACCACUCACCCUUCAGAGGCUCAAAAAAAUUCAAGUAACAGUUACUUUAAUAAUUCCUCCUGUAGAUACUGUAGUUCCCUUUGGUUGCUUAACAAGCCAACACAUGUCUGCAUUAACGUAGCGGUCUAAUGUGAGGCAGACGGACAGACAGUGAGGAUGUAGAGAUGAGGAGAGAACCGUUACAGUCAGGAGUAGAACAAUGCAGCGUCAAACUGCAUGGACUGUUACAGAC